This is a messenger RNA of Salvia splendens (bonfire salvia), 1013 nucleotides long. RefSeq names its product membrane-anchored ubiquitin-fold protein 6. The transcript is spliced from 3 exons. Lineage: Eukaryota; Viridiplantae; Streptophyta; Magnoliopsida; Lamiales; Lamiaceae. The record is from RefSeq and is a predicted model, not a curated record. Bases 526 to 882 code for a protein of 118 amino acids. Gene Ontology annotation, molecular function: protein binding.
GUUGACCGCUAAUUCAGCCUUUGAAUUCAAAGCAUAAUGAAGUUUCUUCUCUUUCGUUUAAAAAGAAAAUAUUUAUCCAUUUUAUUGCACCCAUAAAUCUUUUAGUCAUCGAUUCAACUCCGCUACCGUUUCUUCCUCUCAAUCUCCCAACUUCAAAAAUUCCCCAAAAUUUUAUCUUUUCUGCCCCCAUCACCCGUAGAUCUCUCAAUUCUUCACAAAUCACAACCAAUUCUGAUUCAGUCAUUCAGGGUCAUUUUGCUUAACGAAUUCGUAAAAUUUUGAUGAGAUUCUUGAAGAUUUUACCGCUGAAAAGUGGUCAGUUGUGGUCCAAAAGCCGAGCUCUUGACAUUUCUUUUUGACAUUUUCAGACAAUCCCUGAAAAGUUUUGAUCUAGAUGUUGUUUUACUUUCGUUGAGCUACAGGAGAUGUAUAAUAAAGUUGGUGAUUUUCAUAUUUGUUUGAUUGAAUUUGAAUAGUUGGCUCUGGGAAAUUGAGGGUUUUGCACAGUUUUGAAGGCUUAUUUUGAUGGCUGUGGAUGGAUUAGUUGAGCUUAAAUUCAGGCUUGCUGAUGGCAGUGAUAUUGGGCCGAGCAAGUAUAGCUCUACCACAACUGUCACUUCUCUCAAAGAAACAAUCAUUUCAGAAUGGCCCCAAGAUAAAGAAAACGGACCUAAGUCCAUAAACGAUAUAAAGCUCAUUAAUGCUGGGAAGAUACUAGAAAACGACCGAACACUUGAUCAGUCACGAACUCCUCUAAGUGAAGUUCCAGGAGACGUCAUCACAAUGCUCGUCGUAGUGCAAUCUCCUCUUCCAGACAAACACAGUGAUAAAUUGCAGGAUGAAUCCCAGAAUAAGACUGGAUGCUCAUGCUCGAUCAUGUAACGUAUUUGGCAGAGCCAAAGCAAUGUCGUUUACAAACAUUUUACAUGAGUUCAGUUUCCGGCAAUGAUGUGAAUUUUAGAGCACUUUAUUUAUAUAUUUUAUAAACACAACAAAUUCAAAUAUUGUCCCUA